Messenger RNA from Lottia gigantea (owl limpet), 1141 nucleotides. RefSeq lists its product as hypothetical. The transcript has 10 exons. Gene Ontology annotation, biological process: GDP-mannose biosynthetic process; cell wall mannoprotein biosynthetic process. NCBI's taxonomy places the organism in Eukaryota, Metazoa, Mollusca, Gastropoda, Lottiidae. The record is from RefSeq and is a predicted model, not a curated record. Bases 59 to 1141 code for a protein of 360 amino acids. Gene Ontology annotation, cellular component: cytoplasm. Gene Ontology annotation, molecular function: mannose-1-phosphate guanylyltransferase (GTP) activity; GTP binding.
GGCAAUUUAAAAUUAAGGCUUGGACUGGACAAGUUUGGCAGUUAAGAAAGCUGAAAGGAUGAAGGCAUUAAUUCUUGUUGGUGGGUAUGGUACUAGGCUUCGGCCACUGACUCUUAGCACACCAAAACCUUUAGUGGAAUUUGCAAACAAACCAAUGCUGUUACAUCAGUUAGAAGCUUUAGCCGAGGCUGGUGUUAAGCAUAUAAUCUUAGCUGUAAGCUAUAGAGCUGAACAGAUGGAACAAGAGUUGAAACAUGUAGAAGAACAGUUGAAUGUGAAGAUCACUUUAUCAAUGGAGCCGGAAGCUUUAGGCACGGCUGGUCCUUUGGCAUUUGCACGUGAUUUACUAUCCCAAGAUUCGGAUCCUUUCUUUGUAUUAAACAGUGAUGUAAUUUGUGAAUUUCCUUUCAAAGACAUGAUACAAUUCCAUAAGCACCAUGGAAAAGAAGGAACUAUAAUGGUCACAAAAGUAGAAGAACCUUCAAAAUAUGGUGUAGUAGUCUAUAAUGCUGAAAAUGGUCAAAUAAACCAGUUUGUGGAAAAACCUCAAGAAUAUGUGUCUAAUAAAAUUAAUGCUGGUUUAUAUAUAUUUAAUAUUAGUAUUCUUAAUAGGAUAGAGUUGAAACCAACAUCAAUAGAAAAAGAAGUAUUCCCACACAUGGCAAAAAGUGCUGAGCUAUUUGCCAUGGAGCUGAAAGGAUUUUGGAUGGAUGUAGGUCAACCUAAAGAUUUUCUAACUGGAAUGUGUUUAUAUUUAACAUCAUUAAAAUAUAAAGAUCCCUCCAAAUUAUAUGAUGGUCCUGGUAUAGUGGGCAAUGUUUUAAUAGACCCCAGUGCUAAAAUAGGUAAUAAUUGUCGAAUAGGACCUAAUGUUACUAUAGGACCUGGUGUAAUAAUAGAAGAUGGUGUAUGUAUAAAAAGAUGUACAUUAUUAAGAGAUGCUCAUAUUAAAUCACAUUCAUGGUUAGAAUCUUGUAUAAUAGGCUGGAAAUGUACAGUAGGAAAUUGGGUCCGAAUGGAGAAUGUAUCAGUACUAGGAGAAGAUGUUAUAGUUAAAGAUGAACUCUAUAUAAAUGGUGGGAGAAUUUUACCGCAUAAAUCUAUAUCAGAUUCAGUUCCUAACCCACAAAUUAUCAUGUAG